Spirodela intermedia is the source of this 3418-nucleotide messenger RNA. The record is from the annotation of a GenBank genome assembly. NCBI's taxonomy places the organism in Eukaryota, Viridiplantae, Streptophyta, Magnoliopsida, Alismatales, Araceae.
AUGGCGGGCUUCGGGAGCCUGCUGAGGCCCUUCCGGAGGGAAUCCGCUAGGUCCCGCCUCCAUUUCCACGCCGGCGCCACUCUCCUCCGUCUCCCUCCUCCUCUCCUCUCCCUGUUCACCCCGCCGCCGUCGGUCCCGCCCGUCGCCGUCUUCCCCGAUCCCUCCGCAGCGCUUCUCCGCUUCACGUCCUGUGGUUCUCGGCUGUUCUCUCCCCUGUGGAGGCGGGUGCCUUUCUCCGGGCCCCUGUUCCUGUCUUCUCCUCCGUGGAAGCUCUCGCAGGCCGCUACCCCGUUGUAUUUGCAGGGGGAGGAGACCGGAUUGCGCUUGGCGAGGAAACCGGGGUUCCCGCUUAGGCUAGGGUUCAGGUCCUCUGGGAAAGUCCGAGCUGGGCUUGCGGACGCAGUUCGGUGGGUUAGACCGCCCGCAGGCGACAAUGUUGUGGCGGCUGCCAGACUUGCGAGUGACGAGAGAGUUCUAAAUCUUCCGAAUGUGAUUUCCAUCAGUCGAAUGGUCUCCGGCCCCGUGAUAGGAUGGUACGUCUAUCUGUUUUCCCCAAUUUUCGUCAGUUUCAGAAGAAACUGAUUUUUGUCUGGGACUUGGUGCUUUUCUUGAUUGGAUUGAGGAUUAAAAUUUAUGACUAUGUCUCCUUGUUGAAUUAAUUGGUUUCCAUCCUUUACGAAUUUAUCCCAUUUAUCGGGGUUAAAUUCCUUAUUUCAGGGAGGUGUGGAAACGGAAAAUUGAGAAUCAAUCUGAUACUUGGGUUUACCUCCGUAUACAAUGCUAUGCUAAGCUGCAUGUCCUAUGAGCCUGCAUUCCUUUUGCUCAUCUCUAGCCUGCCCCUGCCAUUGACAUUGAUCUUUUUCUUGCCAGUAACAUGAGUGAAUCCUCAAUCUGUCUUGUCUCCUCCUACCCUAGACUUUUUCUCAAGCUUGGACGACGAACUCCUCCUUGAGUAUCCAAGAUAGUUUCGAGCCUCGAGUCCUAAAAGUCCCGUGAAACCCUAAUGUUUCCACUCUAGACUAUGAUGUAUAUCGUGUAUAAAUUAUGGCUGAGGCAGAUUCAGCGAGAUGACUUGCUUGUAAGAAGAUCUAUGAUUUCUGUGUACUCAUAAAGUGUUUAUGGGCUCGACAAAGUGCAGAUCCUAUGUCUUAUGGGAGCUUUUCCUUGUUAGUGUUGAUAUUACUUAUCUAAGGGGAAUGCUGACUGAUUGUUUGAAUGGCAUGAUCUGCGUUUGAUGGCUUAUUUUUUCUUUAUUUUUGUAUAAAUUGGGAUGGUUUUCGUAAAACUUCAGAAAGAUGUUAUCAUAAUGUUACCUUAAUAUUGAUUAAUGUCGAGUUUGGUGGUGUGAAUCAGGAUGACUGAAUGUGCGUUGAAAAUUGGAUACAGUAGGCUACUUAACCUGGGAAUCUAUUAGAAAGUUUUAUUCCUGUGCAAACUGUAUUUUUUGUUUAAUUUUUCACGCUGAAGGAAACUCUGGACAAAAUUUUGGACUGUGGUAGAACUAUCAAGAAUUAGAAAUUUUUUGUGCAUCUAGCGGAGAAAUUUUUAUGAGGUUUACUGCAGGUUGGCUUGGUGGCGAGUUCUUCUACAUGACUUAGAAAUAGGUGUUCUUUGGUUGGAAAGGUGUAAGAGUAGCUUAAAAAACCCAUUCUGUAUCUUUAUUCAUGUGGCAAAGUGUUAAGAUCAUUAUAAGAUUGGGGAGGAGCCACCGCCAAUGGGUCAAAGGCUGAGAUCCGAUAUGAUAUGUUAAAAAAUGUUUUGCCGAUUUUCUUCUCAUAUACCUCCUAAAUAGUCCAGGAGGGGCCCAUAUUCUGAUUAGGUGGCAGGGCUUUUCAUUAACCGCAGUGUUCUUGGUGCAAUGUUGUUUCAGUUUUAAUGAAUAACAUCCUCGGAUUCAAAAAACUCUUUGCGUUGCAGUUUACUGAUUUUUGAGUAUUAUUGUGGAUAUAGUAUAUUAAUAUUGCUAAUACUCGUGCAGGAUGAUCUUGAGCGAAUGGUAUAUUCCUGCUUUUGUGGGGCUGGGCAUCUCUGGAUUGACUGAUUGGGUAGGAACUGCAUUACAGUCACAUUUGGUCGUUCUUUCCUUCUUGGGCUCUGGCUUAGCGUUCAUGUGUACGCACAUUUUCACUUAUUCCCUAUUAUCUUGCAGUUAGAUGGCUACGUUGCAAGGAAAUUGAAGAUUAAUUCGGUGCUUGGAUCAUACCUCGAUCCCCUGGCUGACAAGGUGGAAGCAUCUUCAUUUUCUAGCCUGUGGACCAUUCUCUCAGCUCCCUGGCGUCUCUCACUCCAAAAGCUAUUUCUGUAUUGAACUCCCCUAUCUUGGUCCAACAGCUCCGUGGUUUGCUAUUUCAGGUUCUAAUUGGUUGUGUUGCUUUAGCUAUGGUGAAGAAGGAUCUUCUGCAUGGUAAUCGCAGAAGUCCUCAAUCUUCAUCUUCGAAGAAUGUUUUUUUCACCCUGGUCAAUUGUAUUGUUGAGCCCAAAAUCCUUUUUUCUAUAUCACUAUCCACUUUCAUCGAGUAAUCCCUUUCCGGGUAGACUUUUUCUCUCGGAUUUGAAUCCAUCUCGUUGUUUUUUUCCACAGCUGGACUGGUUGAGCUCAUAGUGUUCAGGGAUAUUGGCCUCAUAGGCGGUGCAGUGUACAAAAGAGCAUCCAGCAUGGGCUGGGAGGUGGGAUUUCUUACCAUAAAUAGAAGUUGUUCUUGUAUGGAUCUUGUUCAUGCUCUCAUUUUUUUUUUCCAUUUUUAAUGUUUGUUUAGUGGAAGAAUUUAUCCGAUUUUGUCCAUCUCGACAAGAUAAGACAAGAAAAGGUGGAGCCCCUUUUUAUUAGCAAGGUAUUGCAUUUAUUUGCACUACAGAUGCUUUGUUUUCUAUCAUUAAUGAGAAAAUAUAUUGAGUAUGGAUCUUGACAAUUGCAGGUUAACACUGUUUUCCAAUUGGGUUUAGUUGCUGCCGCACUUCUUCAACCGGAAUUUGGUUCAGAGCAAACCCAGUUGUACAUAACUUACCUGAGGUACCAAUCUCUGCAUCGAAUCUCAUGAGUCACUGUCUUAGAUAGUAUCUGCUCAAGAACUCAGUGCUUUACUAUAAUUAGUAAGUAGCCUGUUGAGCAUCUUCUGCUCUUCCGAAAACUUAAAGAGUUCAUCUUUUACUCAGUCAGGAGUAAGCAAAUUUAAAUAAUUUCUGGGCAAGUCAACUGAUUGGUGCUCCUAUGAGGACAGAUCUUCUCUAGGAUCUCUAGACUCCGUUUUUUAUUCAAUCAGAACUAGAAAAUCUUAAAUGAUUGAACCCUUUGGCUGCCUGUUCUAGUGAGAUGAUCCUCCUCUGCUCUCUCGUUUCUCUCUCUUGCAGUUGGUUGGUGGCCUCGACGACUGUGGCGUCGUCAGUGGCUUAUGGGGCCCAGCUUCUUCGGCCAAGAUAA